Messenger RNA from Coturnix japonica (Japanese quail), 2558 nucleotides. RefSeq names its product forkhead box A2 (gene FOXA2). The record is from RefSeq and is a predicted model, not a curated record. Lineage: Eukaryota; Metazoa; Chordata; Aves; Galliformes; Phasianidae. Gene Ontology annotation, biological process: anatomical structure morphogenesis; regulation of transcription by RNA polymerase II; cell differentiation. Gene Ontology annotation, molecular function: RNA polymerase II cis-regulatory region sequence-specific DNA binding; protein domain specific binding; DNA-binding transcription factor activity, RNA polymerase II-specific.
CGGGUCGGGAGCCGCGGAGCAGCCGCUCCCGCCUAGGUGUGAGCUGAUUAUUCAAAUGGGCAGCCGAGGACCUGGGGAUUGGAGGCUCGCCUGGCCGCUCCGUGCUAUAUCACUCGGGCACCCACGUCACUGCAGCACUUGUACUCCUCUUCCUCCCUCCUCCUCUUCUUCCUCCCUCCUCCCUCCUCCCUCCUCCUCCUCCUCCUCCUCCUCCUCCUCCUCCGGCUCCUCCAUCGCCUCCGGGCGACUCUUCACCGCGAAGCUCUGCGGAAACCCACCCAAGGAGCGGCGGCGAAAAAAAACCCCGGCCCCGGCGGUGCCCCCUCCCUUCCUCCCUCCCUCCUCUUCCUCCUCCUCCAGCGGCUCCGACGGAGGGAGCGCGGCAGAGGGGAGGGAGGGCUGGCGAUUUUUUUUUUUUUUUGGGGGGGGGGAUUGCUCUCUCUCUCUCUCUGCGUCGUCGUUUGUUGUGUCUGUUAAAUUUUAAACUGCCAUGCACUCCACUUCCAGUAUGCUGGGAGCGGUGAAAAUGGAAGGCCAUGAGCACACGGACUGGAGCAACUACUACGGGGAGCCCGAGAGCUACUCCUCGGUGAGCAACAUGAACUCGGGGCUGGGCUCCAUGAACACCAUGAACACCUACAUGACCAUGUCGGCCAUGAGCACCACAGCCAACAUGACAGCAGCCACCUCCAUGAACAUGUCCUACGCCAACACGGGCAUGAGCCCUUCACUCGCCGGCAUGUCCCCAGGUGCGGGGGCCAUGGCCGGCAUGGGCUCGGCUGGCGUGGCAGGGAUGGGUGCCCACCUGAGCCCCAGCAUGAGCCCCAUGGGAGGCCAAGCGGGCUCUAUGAACGCCCUGGCCCCUUACACCAACAUGAAUUCUAUGAGCCCCAUCUAUGGGCAAUCCAACCUCAACCGCUCGCGGGACCCCAAGACGUACCGGCGGAGCUACACUCACGCCAAGCCCCCUUACUCCUACAUCUCGCUCAUCACCAUGGCCAUCCAGCAGUCACCCAACAAGAUGCUGACCCUGAGCGAGAUCUACCAGUGGAUCAUGGACCUCUUCCCCUUCUACCGCCAGAACCAACAGCGCUGGCAGAACAGCAUCCGCCACUCACUUUCCUUCAACGACUGCUUCCUCAAGGUGCCCCGCUCCCCAGAUAAGCCAGGCAAAGGCUCCUUCUGGACGCUGCACCCCGACUCGGGCAACAUGUUUGAAAACGGCUGCUACCUGCGGCGCCAGAAACGCUUCAAGUGUGAGAAGCAGCUGGCGACCAAGGACGGCGGUGGGGGCAAGAAGGGGCCGGGGCAGCCCCCCAGCCAACCCCUAGGGGAGGGCAGCUCCUCGGGGGGCUCCGAGGGCUCAGCGGGUGCUGAGUCACCAGCGAGCGCCUCACCGUGCCGGGACCACAAGCGCGCCCUGGCCGAGCUGAAGGGUGCGGCGGCAGGGCCGAGCCCCGGGGAGCCAUCAGCGGCCUCUCCAGCACAGCACCUGCUGGCCCCGCCACACGCCGGGCUUCCUCAUGACGCCCACCUCAAGCCCGAGCACCACUACGCCUUCAACCACCCGUUCUCCAUCAACAACCUGAUGUCGUCCUCCGAGCAGCAGCACCACCACCACCCUCACCACCACCACCACCCCUCGCACAAAAUGGACCUCAAGGCCUACGAGCAGGUGAUGCACUACUCGGGCUACGCCUCACCCGUGCCCGCCAGCCUGGCCAUGGGGCCGGUAACGAACAAAAACCCAUUGGAGUCCUCCCCUUUGGCCGGAGAGACUUCUUACUACCAAGGUGUGUAUUCCCGGCCCAUCAUGAACUCCUCCUAAAGGCAAAGGGGGAAAAACCCCCUCACCCCGCGCGAUCCCCCUAGCAGCGCGAUGGACUGUGAGCGCUGCUGAGCACGGUACCUACCCAUAUAGCUAUCUAUCUACUUUUGUUUUGUUCCUUGCUGGCUCCAGGUGGUUGCAUCCACUUGGGGAGCAGUGGGCGCACCUCGCGUGCCACCCCUAACCCUAACCCUGCAGUCCCCUCGGUUUGCCUUGCGGGGUGGUUCGGUUUGGUGGGAGGGGGGUGUAAGGGAGAGGGGUUUUUCCUCUUGGGGCUGGUUUCUUAUUUUUUUCGUUGUCGUCGUUGCAAGGAGGUGGAAAUAUAUCUAUUUUUUUGGUGUGGAAGUGAUGAGGAAAAGGGGAGGAAAAAGAAAUAACCAAACCCCAAGCAGACAAAAACGGACGCAAAGAAAAUGAAGCCCUCGUUCGGUGGGAAACCCAAUACGAGUUUGGGAUCUGAGGAUGGGAAGCCUUGUAAAAUUGUACAAAGGGGAAGGGGAAAAAAAAAAAAAAAAGAAAGAAAAAAAGGAAAAAAAAAAUACAACAAACCAAGUCAGGAUAGAUUGUUGUAAUUGAAACAAACGCUUGAUGUUACCGGGAGAGUAAACUACUUGGAUCUGAUUAAUUUAUCGUUUCUGUAUGCUUUAUUUAUGGCUUAUAAAUGUGUAUACUGGUAGCGACUAGCCAGGUUGCCACAGAACUCUAUUAAAGUGUUAUUGGCGGUUUUUUU